Equus quagga is the source of this 1516-nucleotide messenger RNA. It is a transcript of the gene MAP2K1, whose product is annotated as mitogen-activated protein kinase kinase 1. The coding region runs from base 311 to 1492 and encodes 393 amino acids. The transcript is spliced from 11 exons. Gene Ontology annotation, biological process: protein phosphorylation. NCBI's taxonomy places the organism in Eukaryota, Metazoa, Chordata, Mammalia, Perissodactyla, Equidae. The record is from RefSeq and is a predicted model, not a curated record. Gene Ontology annotation, molecular function: ATP binding; protein kinase activity.
CGGCUGCGCGGAGCGGCCGGGAAGCGGCGGCGGCGGCGCUUUCCCCCCUGGUAGCUGCAGCGGGGUCCUUGUGUGCGCGCGGCGGGUCCGCUCGAGCCGGGGCGCCGGGGGCUGAGGCGGGGAGAGAGGGAAUCCCGGGCUGCUCCCGGCCCCUCGGCGCCGGCGCACCGCGCGGGGCGCGCCCCCCAAAGGCAGCCCCGGGCCCGCAGCGCCGACUCGGCCCGCGCGGCGGGCGCGGGGCAGCUCAGAGGGAGGAAGCAGGAGGGGCCGCCCUCUCGUCGGAGUUGGAAGCGCCUUCCCCGGGUCCAAAAUGCCUAAGAAGAAGCCGACGCCCAUCCAGCUGAACCCGGCCCCCGACGGCUCGGCGGUUAACGGGACCAGCUCGGCCGAGACCAACCUGGAGGCCUUGCAGAAGAAGCUGGAGGAGCUGGAGCUCGAUGAACAGCAGCGAAAGCGCCUUGAGGCCUUUCUUACUCAGAAGCAGAAGGUUGGGGAACUGAAGGAUGAUGACUUUGAGAAGAUCAGUGAGCUGGGUGCUGGCAAUGGUGGUGUGGUAUUCAAGGUUGCCCACAAACCGUCUGGUUUGGUCAUGGCCAGAAAGCUAAUUCACCUGGAGAUCAAGCCUGCGAUCCGGAACCAGAUCAUAAGGGAGCUGCAGGUUCUACAUGAGUGCAACUCCCCAUAUAUUGUGGGCUUCUAUGGCGCAUUCUACAGCGAUGGUGAGAUCAGCAUCUGCAUGGAGCACAUGGAUGGGGGUUCCUUGGAUCAAGUCCUAAAGAAAGCUGGAAGAAUUCCUGAGCAAAUUUUAGGAAAAGUUAGCAUUGCUGUAAUAAAAGGCCUGACGUAUCUGAGGGAGAAGCACAAGAUUAUGCACAGAGAUGUCAAGCCCUCCAACAUCCUAGUGAACUCCCGUGGGGAGAUCAAGCUGUGUGAUUUUGGGGUCAGCGGGCAGCUCAUCGACUCCAUGGCCAACUCCUUCGUGGGCACAAGGUCCUACAUGUCGCCGGAAAGACUCCAGGGGACUCAUUAUUCAGUGCAGUCGGACAUCUGGAGCAUGGGGCUCUCUCUGGUUGAGAUGGCGGUCGGGAGGUAUCCCAUCCCUCCUCCAGAUGCCAAGGAGCUGGAGCUGAUGUUUGGGUGCCAAGUGGAGGGAGAUGCGGCUGAGACUCCGCCUAGGCCAAGGACCCCUGGAAGACCCCUCAGCUCUUAUGGAAUGGACAGCCGACCUCCUAUGGCAAUUUUUGAGUUACUGGAUUACAUAGUCAACGAGCCUCCUCCCAAGCUGCCCAGUGGAGUAUUCAGUCUGGAAUUUCAGGAUUUUGUGAAUAAAUGCUUAAUCAAAAACCCUGCAGAGAGAGCAGAUUUGAAGCAACUCAUGGUUCACGCUUUUAUCAAGAGAUCUGAUGCCGAGGAAGUGGAUUUUGCAGGUUGGCUCUGCUCCACCAUUGGCCUUAACCAGCCCAGCACACCAACCCACGCGGCUGGCGUCUAAGCGUUUGGGAAGCAGCAAAAAGCG